GCGGCGUCAGCUCCAGCAUCAUGUGUUUGGGUUUUUUAAAGUCAGUUUUUCUGUUUGUUUAAAAAGCAAAGGCCGCUUAUUUGGCAAAGUGGGCGGAACCUACAGGGAGAGCGAACACUAAAGCGCCUCUCCCCAGCGCUGCUUCCCGGAGAUACGCUCUGGGAGCCAAAUGCAAAAGACGUUUUCCACAAAUACAAAAACACGCAGGAGCCUAGGCCUGGACGCGUUAGGUGUGGAGCAUUUGGCUGUGGCAGGGCAGACGGGAAUGACAGUAGCUUUGGGGCCCCUUGGCAUCCCGGUUCUCCCACCCUACCCGGGACUGGCUCUGAAUGGCCCUGGGCACUCCGCAGGGAGCCAUCACGUGGGCCACACCCUCGGGGAGGCUUUUGGAGCAGUGGAGACACAGACCCUUCUGGGGUGUAUUGACAAGGGUCCCUGAACUGACACGUGGCUCCUUUGGGUUCUUACCAGGCUCUGGGCUUGGACUGUUGAGGUUGGGGCUUCUCAGCUGCAGGCUGGCUGGUGAGCUGGUUCAUGUCGGCUCUGACUGUGGAGAGGUGGUCCCGUCACGCAUACAUGUGCUCAGGCCAACAUUGUCCCCCACAGCUCUGGCUCUUGCUUGGCCAUCUUGGGCUGUCACCUGUCAUCUGGAAACACUGGGAUGGUUAACAUCUGUUUUCUCUUCUCUCUUCUACACUUGCUUCUUUGUGCUUUUCCACACAGAGUAGAAUAGUUGCUCCUGGACCUGCUGGGAGGUUCAUGGCUUAGCCUUGAUUUGCUUAGGAUUCCCAGAGUAAAGGGCUCACGUGAGCACUGACUUCAUCCUGUGUUGCUCCAUCUCUUUUUUAUUUUAAUUUAUUUUUGUGUGGAAGAACUGGGGUGUAGCGUAGAGGUUUGAGGUGAGAGGAUUCACCAGAGACAGAGUGGGGAGCAGAACAGGCGGAUCUACAGAAAUCCACUGCUGAGGGGAGCGGCAGGGAGACAGGAGAGGUCUGCUGUGCCCAGUGGGUCAGCUCCCUGCCCAGGAAUGGAACUCAGGCCAUCCAGGUGAUUGCACUGAGAUUUAACCCCUAGGCCACCAGGGAGGCCCUAUGGCUCCUUCUUGGGGAAAAUGUCUCCUUGCGGACCCUUGGUAAUCCCCCUUGCCCUGAACCCUUGGUUCCGCUGACCUCACUUCCAAGCCUUUGUUUUUAUUUUUUCUAGAAUGUCAUAUAAAUAACCCUACAGUAGGCAGCCUUUUGAGCCUGGCUUCUUCCAUGUCACAGCAUGUUUGAGACCCAUGUUUGUAACUGGUCGCUCUGCUGAUCACCGAGUGGCAUUCCACCGUGGGUGUGCCAGUGCUUGUUCCCUGUUUUCCCAUGUGUCUUUAUUUUCAUCUUACAGUUUAAAAGGACAGGUUUAUUAGGAAAAGGAGAAGGAAAAAGAGGUACCUGUGUAGUCAGAGGUGGGCAGGAGAGAUUCCUUUCAUGUGUUUCUAACAGCAGUCCCUGGAGAUAGCAUGUCCCCAUCAGACAGCAAGGACUGGGGCCGGGGGUGCUAAGUAAGCACUGGAGAUGUAAGUGGCAUAGAGCUAACAUUGGAUUUAACGCCAAGUCCAGGGCUCUUUCUCCCCAACCCAAGAGCUGAUUUGGUUCAGCGACCCAAUUAACAUUUUUCUACUGGCUGUUUAAGGGAUUGGCAGGCCCUUGGGCGCCUAGAGCAUUCCCUCUGCAGAGACCUGGGGGUUGAUGAAGGAAACAGACUCCCCAUUCGUGACUCACCGUAUGCUGUCCCUUUCCUUGUGGGGGCAGGCCCAUCGGGACUAGCGAGAGCUUGCCCACACCACAGGAUAGUUAAUGAGGAACCAUUGCAUCAGCCCCAGCAGUUUUGGGAAGCAAUCUUGCCGGGCAGUGACCAGCCUUCUGUGGUGGGAGCCUGGCCACUGGCGUUCAAGUCCCUGGUGCUCCUGGAAGGAGAACCCUAACCCCUGGACCUGCCUCCACAGCCAUGUCAGAGCUCAGCGAUGAAGCCAGCGAGCCGGAACUCCUGAACUGCAGCCUGUCCAUGUGGCAUGGGCUGGGUGCACAGGUCAGUCGGGAGGAGCUGGCCGUCCCCCUGGACCUUCACACGGCGGCAUCCAUUGGCCAGUAUGAAGUGGUGAAGGAGUGUGUGCAGCGGAGAGAGUUAGAUUUGAAUAAGAAGAACGGCGGGGGCUGGACCCCGCUGAUGUACGCCUCCUACAUCGGCCACGACACCAUCGUGCACCUGCUGCUCGAGGCGGGCGUGAGUGUGAACGUGCCGACCCCGGAAGGGCAGACCCCACUGAUGCUGGCGUCCAGCUGCGGCAACGAGAGCAUCGCCUACUUUCUUCUCCAGCAAGGCGCUGAGCUGGAGAUGAAGGACAUCCAGGGCUGGACCGCCCUCUUCCACUGCACCAGUGCCGGGCACCAGCAGAUGGUCAAGUUCCUGCUGGACAGUGGCGCGAACGCGGAUGUGAGAGUCCUGACGCCGCUGUGCUGUGCUGUGCUGUGUGGGCCCCUCUCGCCUGCUGACGCCUGCGGGGGGCUUCUGCCGAGAGGACUCGCCCCAGCCCCUGACCGCUGUGUCUGCAGGGAGCCGGUGUAUGGAUUCACUCCCUUGAUGGAAGCUGCGGCUGCCGGGCACGAGAUCAUCGUGCAGUGUUUUCUGAACCACGGAGUCAAGGUGGACACGCGGGACCACAAUGGAGCCACAGCCCGGAUGCUGGCCAAACAGUAUGGACACAUGAAGAUCGUGGGGUUGAUAGACGCUCACGCACCUUCUUUGCCCAAGAGUCUCUACUGGAGCCCAGAAAAGUAUGAAGAUCUCAGCUCUUCGGACGAGUCCUGCCCUGCCCCGCCGAGACAGAGGCCCUGUCGCAAGAAGGGGCUCAGCAUCCACGAGGGCCCGCGAGCGCUGGCCAGGAUCACCGCCAUCGGGCUCGGGGCCAGGGAACGGCAGCCUCGCUGUGAGCAGGUGCCUCCCCGGGGUUAUGUCACCUUCAACAGCAGCGAUGAGAACCCCCUGGAAGGCGGGGGCCUCUGCUAUAGGGACGUCACCUCCCCUAUCAAUGACCAGGACGUGGAAAGCAGCAGUAGCAGCAGCCGGGAGCACCCCUUCUGUGCCGAGCGGGCGGCUGUGCGGAGCAGUAGCAGCAGCGAGGGGCUAGCGAGAGCCCCCGGGCUUAGCAGCGAGGCCUCCUUGGAGAGCAACGAGGACUCUGAUCAUGCACGGAAAAGCUCGGUUCGCAAACAAACCAAAAGUUACAUGAAGACCAAGAAUCGUCAUAGCAACAGUGACAGCCAGCUGCCUCCUAGCACUGGGCCGUUUGGGGCAGCCUGCUCCCCAGGAUCUGUCCCCCAGACCGAGAGGCCCCCCUAUUCAGGACCCCAGGACCUUGCGGCGCUGCUGGAGCAGAUUGGGUGCCUGAAGUACCUGCAGGUCUUUGAGGAGCAGGACGUGGACCUCCGCAUCUUUCUGACCCUCACCGAGAGCGACCUGAAGGAGAUCGGCAUCACGUUGUUCGGGCCCAAGAGGAAGAUGACCUCGGCCAUCGCCCGCUGGCACAGCAGCGCCCGCCCCCUGAGUGAUGCCCUGGAGCUGGCCUAUGCCGACCGGCUGGAGGCCGAGAUGCAGGAGCUUGCCAUCCAGCUGCACAGGCGCUGCGAGGAGGUGGAGGCCAUGCGGGGCCAGGUGUCUCAGGAGCAGGAGCUGCGGGCCGUGGUGGAGAGCUGCCUCCUGGAGCAGGACGGUGCCCGCAAGGAUGUCCAUGCACACCUGCAGGAGGCCUGGGCCCUGGCCCGCAACGCUGCACUCGUCCUGGACCAGCUGCGAGCCUGCCAAGUGGAGCUGUCAUCGCGAGUGAUGCGGGACGAGUCUCCCUGCCAGACAGCCCUGGGCCCAGCCCUCCCCACAGCUGACUCCAACGGCUGGCAGGCCUCACUGCAGGCCCUGAGCCUCCCUGAGCUGUCGGGAGCAUUGGAAGACCGAAUCCACGAGAUGGAGCGAGCGCUGUGCUCCGUGACACAGAGCCUGGAGAAGCUGCAGCUGCUGAACGGGAAAGAGAACUGGCGGGAGCCUUAGCCAGAGGGACGAACCUGACGUUGGGUGACUGAUCCACCCUGAAGCUGUGAGCCCAGAGGACCAGAGGCCAGUGAGCGGGUUUGCGGUGGCCCAGGCCCGAGCUGGGCCCGAGGACCGGCCCCGGGAGCAGACAGGAAGGAAGAGGCUGUGGCUGGUGCCAGGGCAGUGUGGCCCCCCCGGCGGCAGGACCAGGGUCCCCCGAGAACCUGGUGUGAGGCUCAGGGCAGGAAGGGCCUUGGGGUGUGUGCCCCUGUUCACCACAGACACCGUGCAGAGGUGUGACCUGGGGUGAGGGCUGAGCACCUGGGCAGCGUGUGACAUUUGCCGAAAAAUAAAUCUUAAGAUCAGCCAGUAAGGGUCUGGUUCUGGUCACAUGACGUGCAGCAUGAAUUGGCAUGGGGUACCCAGGCCCCAGUGCCCUGCUGAGUGUACAGAAGCUACUAGCAGAGCGAAACAGGCCCCACACAGUCAGGAGCAACUUACAGGUAUUUUAUUUACAGAGCAAAGUGCUUUGCCUGCUCGUGCCGGCUCUCCUCGAGGCUCUGAGGUGGCAGAGAGCACUGUUUUCUUACCAGGCCAGGCAGGCACCAUGGAAACUUUCUGAGUUCCACUGAGGAGUCUCUGUGGCCACAGGAGACCAAGUGGCGACCUUCCUGUCCUGGGGUGGCUCUGCUGUGGUCAUUCUGGUCGCCUGGCCAGUGCUUCCAGUCCCUCCCUGGGCUGCCUGCAGACUGCUGGGGAUGGAGAGAGGGAGGCCUUCAAAGCCAGGCACAGGGCUGCUGGGCAGCCCAGGAAUGGGCCCGCGUUCACGGUCUCAGCACAGCAGCCCCCAGACUGGUCCAUGGCACAGAGGUCCAAGGCUGGCAGUGCCACCACGACAACAGGGUGGGGGCCUGCAUAAAACUAAGGGGUCCCCACAUGCAGCACAGGCAUGACUUUACUGACCUUUCCCCUCAACAACCCUGCCUGGAGGCCCCACUGCGCUCAGGGACCAAGCCCAAGGGGCAGCGCUGCUCUGACACCUGCCCCAGCAGCCAGGCUAACAGCGCUGCAUCAGACAUGGGCUGGUGCGGGGGUGCGCAGUAGGGGGAGGGGUGCAGAAACGUGACCCUGGAUAAAGGCUCCUCCCUCAGGGCACUUCCAGAGUCCAGGUGCACACGCGAGCACACUUACACCUGGGAAAUCGCAGGCUGUGCUGAGCCGUGCAGAGAAGGGCUCGGCCUCAGAAUGGACCAGAAUGUCCUGAACCAGGAAAGCUGGGCCCGGGGCACCCAGGCCCCCCCACUAACCCACCAGAGAGGGCCACUGUCCUAACUGUGGAGACAGGAUGCCCACUGGCCCCAUCACACGCUUUUAGAAAACACUCCCGUGGGGAUUCAGGGCAGUCUCAGCCCACAGGUAGGGAGCGCGGGGAGAGCACGGGGCUCAGGGAAACCUCAGGAAGAAGAGGGGAGCAGCUUCUCCAGGGCCUUCUUCUGUUUCUCUGUGGCGGCGGCCAAGGCCUCAGCCAGUUUCUCCUCGGGCAUCAUGUUGAGCACCUUGAGGGCGAAGAGGAGCUGGUACUUGGCUGUGCUGAUGAAGGCGUUGCUCAGGAAGUUGGGCAAGCCACCCACGCG
Talpa occidentalis (Iberian mole) is the source of this 5696-nucleotide messenger RNA. RefSeq names its product ankyrin repeat and sterile alpha motif domain containing 3 (gene ANKS3). The record is from RefSeq and is a predicted model, not a curated record. NCBI's taxonomy places the organism in Eukaryota, Metazoa, Chordata, Mammalia, Eulipotyphla, Talpidae. The coding region runs from base 1987 to 4080 and encodes 697 amino acids. Gene Ontology annotation, cellular component: cilium. Gene Ontology annotation, molecular function: protein binding. The transcript has 16 exons.